AUGCCGCAAAUAGCGGGGGCCGGAUACCCAGUCUCGAUGCACGCGCAGCCUCCACACGCCUACAUGUCUGGUCCUCCACCCAUGCCUAUGCAGGUGCGCCAACACCAAAUGCCUGUCGUCGUUAUGCCCUACCGCUCUAAAGCGACUGACCGCGUAUUCAAGAGAAAGAAACCACGCAGGCCCGAAUACUAUAGCGACCAAUCCAGUUGCGAGAGCAGCAGCACUAGCGAUGCGGACUAUUCCUCUAGCUCCGAAUUUCAAUUUAGAGGUUCGAGAGGUUCCAAGAAGCGGUGGUUAAAGAAAAAGAAAAAACGAAACGUGCUAACUCCCGUCAUUUCUUAUGUGACAAGAAGCGGUCGCGUCGUUUAUCAGAAAAAAAUAAAGAAGGAGAACCCUAGUGACUGGCUGCAAAUGGGGAGAAGAAAAAUUCCUUUUGACCUGCAGCAGAACAGCCGGCAAGUGGACACCGGCAGCGCAGAGAUCACAGUACGCGAUUUGAAAAAACAAUUUAGACUAAAGAAAUACAGACAUAGACAUUGA
Molecule: messenger RNA, 540 nt
Organism: Parnassius apollo (apollo)
Lineage: Eukaryota; Metazoa; Arthropoda; Insecta; Lepidoptera; Papilionidae
Source: the annotation of a GenBank genome assembly